UGUCCGUAACACCGCCUGUGCUGUCGUCAUCAAUGAGGAACAGGAACUCCACUGAGUUGCUAAACCGAACUUCAUAUGCGUUGAAGUUACAUCUCGAGCUUCAAAACCGAGGAACCAAGCUACCAUGACAUCUUUAACACAUUUUCUUCUAUUUCUGGCAUUGUGGACUGUUUCUUUUGCCGAUGACCAUGGCGAUUCGCCGAAGCCUGUCACCACUACAUCACCCCUACACAAGACUACUGCCAACACCACAAUCAGUCCUGAGCCCCAUAAAAACAUCAGCACCACCGCCGCAUCGAAAGUAAAACCCUCCGGCGCGGGCCGCUCUCUGGACGGCGACAUGAUUCGGAGGGCUCUGUAUGUUCUCAUCGGCAUCACGGCCAUCGGAGUUCUUUACUUUUUAGUGAGAGCGGUUCGUCUGAAGAAGCCGACAGGUCAAAGGAGGAAAUAUGGUCUCUUAACAAACCACGAUGACACAAUGGAGAUGGCCCACCUGGAAAGCGACGAAGAAGACAACACUGUUUAUGAGGCCAGUUCCUUCAGAAGAUGAGUCUCUGGGGGUAUUUAUUUGUUGCUUGCAGACAGAAGAAUGUGAUGAAGACAAUCCCGUUAUUUCCACUGAAAUGGUUGUUGGUGUUGUCAGUUUCAACAACCCUAGGAGGACCUAGGCAGGAUGACGGGAUGCCUUUUUCCAAGAAUAAAGUGGUUUACUUAGUUUGGACCAAUACAUGUUGGACUCAUGUAACCAAAUAGAUCUUCUUGGAAAUGUGUAUGAAGAUCAUGCAUUUUGUUUAUGGUGUGGGGUUAUUAGAGUAUCAACAUUUAUUUGGGAAUGAUUGUGCCAAAGCUACUUAUGCAUAAUGUUUCAGAGUUUUUUAUGGAUCCUAAACUCCUGGCUGAGUAAAUGGGUGUUAAUAAUUCAUAUUGUAAACAACUGGCCUGAUGUUCAGUUUACAUUCCCUGGAAAGCCUAAAAAAUGUUUGGUUAUUUAUGAGACUGUAAUAUUGUUUGGACUUUGUGUAUUUGCUGUUGUUUUAGAUGUUUGAUUGCGUUGAUUAUAAUGUUAUUUUUAAAAAUAGUUUUCUCUAAAGUUUCAGAUAUCUUUGUAUUUUCACUUUUCUUUCUGCUAUAAACUGC
This is a messenger RNA of Triplophysa rosa, 1137 nucleotides long. RefSeq names its product protein FAM174C-like. The transcript is spliced from 3 exons. The record is from RefSeq and is a predicted model, not a curated record. The coding region runs from base 125 to 550 and encodes 141 amino acids. Gene Ontology annotation, cellular component: extracellular region. Lineage: Eukaryota; Metazoa; Chordata; Actinopteri; Cypriniformes; Nemacheilidae.